Molecule: messenger RNA, 3034 nt
Organism: Neopsephotus bourkii (Bourke's parrot)
Lineage: Eukaryota; Metazoa; Chordata; Aves; Psittaciformes; Psittacidae
Gene: PDE1C
Product: phosphodiesterase 1C
Exons: 19
Coding region: 109-2481 (790 amino acids)
Biological process (GO): signal transduction
Molecular function (GO): 3',5'-cyclic-nucleotide phosphodiesterase activity
Source: RefSeq, a predicted model, not a curated record
GCUGUCACAGGCACACGGGCAGGGGCAGCUAAGAGCGAGCUGCGCUGCUCUGCUUCCCCGGGCGGGGGGAAAGGAAGGCUGCUGCUGCGAGUGCAAGCUGGCAGGAUCAUGACAGAGCCAAGCAGCAGAAAAGAGGGAUUUAAAAAAUGCCGGAGUGCCACUUUCAGCAUCGAUGGCUAUAGCUUCACAAUCGUUGCGAAUGAGACAGGUGACAAAAAUGCACGACUGCUCUCCCGGUUUGCCCGUUCUAAAUCACAAAACUGCUUGUGGAACACCAUUAUCGAUGGGCUGACUGGCAACCUCAAGGAAAGGCCAAAGCCGACCAUCAUCAAUGACCCUAGACCUCCUGAAGAAAUCCUAGCGGAUGAACUACCACCUGUAGACAGUCCUGAAGCACUGGUGAAAACAUCUUUCAGGUUGCGGUCUUUGGUAAAGCAGCUAGAGAGAGGGGAAGCUUCAGUUGUAGACCUAAAGAAGAACUUGGAAUAUGCUGCAACUGUUCUUGAGUCAGUAUAUAUUGAUGAAACUAGGCGUUUACUGGACACAGAAGAUGAACUCAGUGACAUCCAGUCCGACUCCGUACCCUCAGAGGUCCGGGACUGGUUGGCUUCUACCUUCACGCGGCAAAUGGGGAUGAUGCUCAAAAGGACAGAGGAAAAACCCCGUUUCAGGAGUAUUGUCCAUGCAGUACAAGCUGGGAUAUUUGUGGAAAGAAUGUACAGACGGACUUCAAAUAUGGUUGGUUUGAGCUACCCACCAGCUGUAAUUGGAGUGCUAAAGAAUGUAGACAAGUGGUCCUUUGAUGUAUUUGCACUAAAUGAUGCCAGUGGGGAUCAUGCACUGAAAUUCAUUUUCUAUGAACUUCUCACACGCUAUGAUCUGAUCAACCGCUUCAAGAUCCCCAUUUCUGCCCUGGUGUCCUUUGUGGAAGCUUUGGAGGUUGGCUACAGCAAACAUAAAAAUCCUUACCACAACCUGAUGCACGCUGCAGAUGUGACACAGACGGUCCAUUACCUCCUUUUCAAGACAGGCGUAGCACACUGGCUGACAGAACUGGAGAUCUUCGCUAUGAUCUUUGCGGCUGCCAUCCAUGACUAUGAGCACACUGGAACCACCAACAACUUUCACAUCCAGACGCGGUCAGACUCAGCCAUUCUAUAUAAUGACCGGUCCGUGCUUGAAAAUCACCACGUUAGUGCAGCGUAUCGUCUUUUGCAAGAUGAUGAAGAGAUGAAUAUUUUAUCUAACCUCUCAAAGGAUGACUGGAGGGAAUUCAGAGCUCUAGUGAUUGAGAUGGUGUUGGCCACCGAUAUGUCCUGUCACUUCCAGCAAAUCAAAGCCAUGAAGAAUGCUUUGCAGCAGCCAGAAGGAAUUGACAAGCCGAAAGCCUUAUCGCUGUUGCUGCAUACAGCAGAUAUCAGUCAUCCAGCCAAGGCCUGGGAUCUCCAUCAUCGCUGGACCAUGUCCCUACUAGAGGAGUUCUUCAGACAGGGUGACAAAGAAGCAGAACUAGGGCUUCCCUUCUCUCCACUGUGCGAUCGCAAGUCUACUAUGGUUGCUCAGUCUCAAAUAGGUUUCAUAGAUUUCAUCGUGGAACCCACUUUUACUGUGCUGACUGACAUGACUGAGAAGAUUGUGACUCCGCUCAUUGACGAAGCUUCCCGUUCUGGCAUGUCCGGGUUCAGGCGUUCCAGUCUGAAUAGCAUUAAUCCCUCUGAAGUUAAAAGAUCAAGUGUCAAGAGCACUGGGUCCGAAGGAAGUGCCUCACUCAACUGCUCCAUACUCACUGUGGAUUUCAAAUGUUUUAAAGCCACCUGGACUGAGGUGGUGCAGCAGAACCGGGAGAAAUGGAAAGCGCAAGCCACCAAAGAAGAAAAAGCUAAGAAAGAAGCAGAGGAAAAUGCUCAUCAGGGAACAGAUGAAAAGAAAACAGAUGAAAAAGAUGAGAAGAAGCCAGCUGAAGAUACCACAGCAGCAAAGACAGAGAACAGCAAAGAACCAAAUCCGGGGGAAAACAAAAGCACAGAUUCCAACAAGAAUCAUGCAAAUGGGACUCGGCAAACUGGGGUGAACAAACACGAAGCCUCUCAAGAGAAAAAUGCACCUAGGACAGAUAAGGGAAUGGACUCUCAUCAUGCAGUGGGAGAUGAGAAAGAGCAUGUCCAUAAUGGUGAAUUAAAGGAAGACAGUAAGUUGGACAAAAAAGAUCAGUCCAGUGUGGGGGAUGAAUCAAAGAAAACAGAUGGUCCAGCACGAUGUUCAGCUGAUUUCCCAGGCUUUGGCUCCUCAGCAAACCACCUUACAUUGCCAGCCAUCAAACCUCAGCUGUGGCAUCUCAAGAGGCCCACUCAUAGCUCAGGAGACUAUUUCCCAGCCUCCCACAAGAAACUGGAGGAACACCCGGUGAGAUGUAAGCUGCUUGACCAGAGGGGAAGGAUGAAGAAGAUCCAACAUAUUUCCCAGAGCUGGAAUAGGAAAUAGCAGAAGAGAUAAAGAGGAAGGACACUUCUCACAGCCGGACAGAAGAUAGUGUGUAACCAUUGCACAGGCCACGCUAUGUUGUACAGCAGCUGCAAUUCUAGAUAAAGCAAGUGUAUGAUUUAGCUAAGCAAUAUAAUGGACAUUUUGCUAGAAAUGUUCUCAGUAGCCUCAUUAUUAUGGCAGCAGACACCCACUUAGUACUAAAUCAUUGGGCUGUUACCUUAAAAGAAGUGAUUGUAUACCACUAUCUCAAAUUGAGGAAGCCAAUGCUUUCCUAGAUUGUUGGGUUCCUUACAGCGUUCACAAUGUGACCUUCUGCCUACCACAGGUAAGACAACUCCUGUUUCCAACAACAUGGGAGUACAGAGCUCAGUACUGGCUGUACUGAGAAGAAAUGUCCUAAAUGUCACAGUGUGAUGGGUGUUCGAGAGGUUGAAGGUAGGAGGCUGAAGUACAAAUAAUCCUCUUGCUUCACUCACUGGAAAAAGAAGAGACAGCGCAGCAUUGAAACUGUUCUUUGCACAAACCAUGCUGAAUGUUAAAUAACACUGAU